This is a messenger RNA of Rhagoletis pomonella (apple maggot), 960 nucleotides long. Its product is annotated as protein mab-21-like. The record is from RefSeq and is a predicted model, not a curated record. Lineage: Eukaryota; Metazoa; Arthropoda; Insecta; Diptera; Tephritidae. The transcript has a single exon. The annotation marks the transcript as partial.
UUCUACCUUCUCAUUUCAGGUGCCAGUCGACGACGUUGCUUAAGUAUUCUAAAGACCCUUCGCGAUCGCCAUUUGGAUUUGCCCGGCAACCCAGUGACAUCGUAUCACCUUAAGACAUUAUUGUUGUACGAGUGUGAGAAACAUCCGCGUGAAAUGGAAUGGGAAGAGAAUUGUAUUGCUGAUCGCAUUAACGGCAUAUUCUUGCAAUUGAUUUCCUGCUUGCAAUGCCGUCGGUGUCCACAUUAUUUCCUGCCGAAUAUGGACCUCUUCAAGGGCAAAUCGCCAGGGGCGCUGGAAAAUGCGGCGAAGCAAGUGUGGCGUUUAACGCGAAUUAUGCUCACCAAUGCGCGUUGUUUGGAAGAAUUAUAAGAUUUCCCUGAUUUAAUUUAGUUAAUUUACAUUUAAGCGAAGCAAGUUACUUAUAAAUAUUUAGGUACUUUUAAUUUAGCUUGUAUUAAUGAAUAUGCAAAGUGGCUGAUUGAAAUGGAAAACAGCAUAAAAACUAGAUAAGUUUCUAUUUUAGUUGUUACAUAAUUAACGAAUGAAUAUUCUGGAAAAUAAAUUCAGUUCUUAGGUUUUAUAUUUGCGUGUAUGUGUAUACUGUUAAGGUACCUACCAGUGAAUAUUUAGUUCUUUUAGUAUAUAUAUUCUUUUUUUAUGUUUUUAAUUGCAACGAAGAAAGUGCCUCCGUGGCACGACGAAAACAACGCAACUGCAUUUAGCGCUUAAAGUAAGAGUAGCUUAUGUAUAAAUAUUUAAAUCAAAAAUUAAUUAUCCUUCUUGUGGGGUGCUCACUAUUACUACAUGUAUACGGUUACAAGAGUUACAUACGCUCUUAGGGCCGUUUGCACCAUGCCUGGUUAACUCUAAUUACCAGCUAAACAACUUUAUCGACGUUAUCGACACGCAGCCUAUAACAUGUGAUCGAUAAAGCAGUCGAUGUACUUAACUGAAGAGUGU